Messenger RNA from Brienomyrus brachyistius, 2332 nucleotides. RefSeq names its product lipase, gastric (gene lipf). The transcript has 10 exons. NCBI's taxonomy places the organism in Eukaryota, Metazoa, Chordata, Actinopteri, Osteoglossiformes, Mormyridae. Bases 122 to 1351 code for a protein of 409 amino acids. The record is from RefSeq and is a predicted model, not a curated record. Gene Ontology annotation, molecular function: hydrolase activity, acting on ester bonds.
CCUGUGGCUGGACGAUAAAUGAAAAUCGGACCAGCAAGCGGAGGCGGCUGUGGUUGUCACGCCGAAAAACUGCUUCCGACUUUGGUUAUUUUUAUUUAUUUAUUUUUUAGGUAUUACGUGCAUGUUUAUUUUAAUUACGCUUCUGCAUCAAAGAACUGAGAUGGCUUGGUUACUGCCAUUCGUGGCUCUUCUCAUACAAGGGGCAGUCCAGUGUAAGCCAACAUCAUGGAGAAACACAGUGGACCCAGAAGUCAACAUGAACAUUAGUGAGCUCGUAUCUUUUUGGGGCUACCCGGCGGAGGAGCACGAGGUGGUCACCGAAGAUGGCUACAUCCUGAGUGUCAACAGGAUCCCCCACGGUGUGAAAAGCAAGCCGGUGGAAGGCCCUCGCCCAGUGGUGUUCCUACAGCAUGGGCUGCUGGCAGCCGGAAGUAACUGGGUGACCAACCAGCCCGAUAACAGCCUGGGCUUCUUCCUUGCCGACGCCGGUUAUGACGUGUGGAUCGGGAACAGUCGCGGGAACACCUGGUCCAGAAGCCACAUCAGACUCAGCCCAGACCUGGACGAGUACUGGAAGUUCAGCUUUGAUGAGAUGGCCAAGAAGGACCUUCCAGCAGUGGUGAAUUUCAUCAUAAAGACCACUGGCCAGGAGCAGAUCUUCUGUGUGAGUCAUUCCCAGGGCACCACCAUUGCCAUCAUUGCAUUUUCCACCAUGCCUGAACUAGCGAGCAGAAUCAAGAUGUUCUUCGCUCUGGCCCCAGUAGCCACAGUGAAAUACGCACAAAGCCCAUUGGUCAAGUUGUCCAUUUUGCCUGAUUUCCUUGUUUGGGACUUUUUCGGAAGGAAGGACUUUCUUCCACAGAAUGAGAUUAUCAAAUGGUUUGCCACCAAGCUGUGUAGCCGGAAACACAUUUCCGCCCUGUGUGGAAAUAUCUUCUUCGUUCUUUGUGGUUUUGAUGAGAAGAACCUGAAUAUGACCCGUAUCCCUGUGUACACCACCCACUGCCCAGCUGGGACGUCUGUACAGAACAUGGUCCACUGGUCGCAGGCUGUGCGUCAUGGGAAGCUGAUGGCCUAUGAUUAUGGGAGAUCUGGAAAUAUGGCUCAUUACAAUCAGACGACCCCACCUCUGUACAACGUCCAGGACUUAAAAGUGCCCACAGCAGUGUGGUACGGAGGCCAGGACAUGCUGGCUGACCCUAAAGACGUGGCCUUGCUACUCCCUCAGAUCCCCAACCUCGUUUACCAGAAGCGAAUCCAGCACUGGGAGCACCUGGACUUCAUCUGGGGUCUGGACGCCCCCCAGGAGAUGUUCGGCGACAUGCUGAAGCUGAUGAGGCAGCAGGCAUGAGCCGCCUGAUUCUGGUCGGCACAGCCGAUCGUGACUAGCGUCUAUUCAAUUCGAUUUUUAUUUUUUCUAAAAUCAAGUUCAGAGUUCAGCCCGAAAGCAGUGCUGUGAAAUGCUGUGCAAUGUGGUUUGGGAAUGCGGCACAGAGUGUGAACUAACAGCAGCGUGCCACCAUACCUGGUGACUGAAGUCGGCCCUCAAACUUUGGUCGCCACAGGAUUUGUGUUUUUUUUUUUUUUUUAAGCUACCAAAGUUUCAUUUCAAUCCCCCUGUUCGCUUUGUUUUCUGACCAAAAACUUGCACGUUAUAAACAAGUUUAGUGGAGCAGUCCCUAGCAGUCACAGAAAGGCGAUUGGAUAUUCAUCUCUUAAGUGGUUUUAACUCCAAUCCACUGGAUUCAUUUCAUGGCAGGAAUAUUUCUUUGUAUCGUUUGACCUUUUAGACCUUUUAUACUAACUGUCAAAUUUUCUUCCGUAAGUGCAUUGUUCUUCAUGCUGUGUUUCCCUCCCCUACUGGGGGGUGUGUGGCUUUUUUCAUUUUCUUUUUUUUUUUUGCAUUUUCACUUUGGUGUUAACACCCUCUCACCGUUUGAAUCAUUACGAUUAACUGGGGGUGACAAUUCAACACAUAAUGUCAUCACUUCACACCCCCAGGGCUGUGGGUGAAAACCAGUCUGCAAUCCUCCCUCCCUCAGCCGAAGUACAUACAGUUCUGCCUUAAGAUCACCUAUGUGCCUGAUAAUGUACGCCCCCUGGUGGACUGACUCCCUACUGGAGGUGUGCCCUGCCUUAUGGUGCUGCAUUGUUACAGUGCAGAUGAUAAAUCACUGGAAAAAUAACAGAUGGAUGUUUAGUCAUUCUAGGACGCAGUGUGGUUGACUAGUAUUUCUCACCAAAGCCUUCUGCCUUGAACAUUAUGGUUUCUGUUUAAUUCAUUUCAUGUAGUUGAGACACAGCAACUGUAAAUAAAACUGACUGAACUGUG